This is a messenger RNA of Dentiscutata heterogama, 232 nucleotides long. Lineage: Eukaryota; Fungi; Glomeromycota; Glomeromycetes; Diversisporales; Gigasporaceae. The record is from the annotation of a GenBank genome assembly.
GUUUGCUCUUUGGGAUAGAAUUAAAAGAGUCCACAAAGAACCACCAGUGAUUCUUAGAGCUCUUUUGAUUCUUCAAGCAAUGGACUCUUUUGUUUAUCUUGGUGGUGGACUUUUUCAAGAUCAAAAGAGUCCACAAGAACUACUAGUAAUUCUUAGAGCUCCUUCGAUUCUUCUAGUGGUAGACUCUUUUGAUUAUUCUGGUGGUGGACUUUUUCAGUUCUGGACUCUUUGA